Molecule: messenger RNA, 2571 nt
Organism: Parnassius mnemosyne (clouded apollo)
Lineage: Eukaryota; Metazoa; Arthropoda; Insecta; Lepidoptera; Papilionidae
Source: the annotation of a GenBank genome assembly
AUGAUUGAGGGAAUGGUGAAGGAUAGUGUUAUUGAACCUUCAUCUAGUCUAUGGUGUUCACCUGUGGUGCUGGUAAAGAAGAAGGACGGCAGCAUGCGGUUUUGUGUUGACUACCGCCGCCUGAACGACGUUACAAAGAAGGACAGCUAUCCCUUGCCAAGAAUUGAUGACACGCUGGACAUGCUUACAGGCGUAAAGUGGUUUAGUACGCUGGAUCUGAAAAGUGGCUACUGGCAGGUUGAAAUUGACCCUAAGGACAAGGAGAAAACUGUAUUCUCCACAGGAAAGGGUCUGUGGCAUUAUAAAGUCAUGCCGUUUGGAUUGUGCAAUGCUCCAGCAACGUUUGAAAGGUUGAUGGAGCUUGUACUUACCGGGCUAAUUGGAGAUGCCUGUCUGGUCUAUUUGGAUGACAUCAUCAUCGUAGGCCGUACGUUUGAGGAACACCUUCAAAACCUCAAACGCUUGCUCAUGAAGAUCCAGAGUGCCAACCUCAAGUUGAGUCCAAAGAAGUGCUCACUAUUCAAACGGCAAGUUAGUUUUUUGGGGUAUGUAGUGUCGGAAGAAGGUAUCGGCACGGAUCCAGAGAAAAUUGCUGCUGUCAAGGAGUGGCCGGUCCCAAAAGACAAGACACAGGUUAGAGCAUUUUUGGAUUUGUGCUCUUAUUAUCGGCGAUUUGUGAAGAACUUUGCAGAUAUAGCCAAACCUCUGCACAAGCUAACCGAGGAGAAGCGACAUUUCUGCUGGGAUGAAAGUUGUGAUAUUGCAUUCCAGGAGCUCAAGAACCGUCUGUGCAAAACACCUAUUUUAAGGUACCCUGAUGCGGGCAAGGAAUUCAUAGUUGACACAGACGCAAGUGAUAUAGGACUUGGCGGUGUGUUGUCUCAACGGAAUGGUGAUCAAGAGAUUGUGAUAGCGUACUUCAGCAAGUCGUUGUCAAAGCCGGAAAGGAACUUUUGUGUCACAAGACGGGAAUUGCUUGCUGUGGUAAAGUCCUUGCAGCAUUUUAGCAAAUAUCUUCUAGGGCGGAAAUUCCACUUACGAACUGACCAUGCUGCACUGAAAUGGCUAUUGCAGUUCAAAAAUCCGGAAGGACAAGUUGCGAGAUGGAUUGAACUACUGCAGGAAUACGACUUUGUGAUCGAACAUCGCAGCGGGAAAUCUCAUAGCAAUGCAGAUGCAUUGUCAAGAAGACCUUGCCCUGAAGAUUGCAAGCAUUGUACUAGGCAAGAGGGUAAGGAAGUGGUAUCUGUGAGAAUGCUCAGGACAGACCAGCUCAGCAAUGAGUGGAAGGACAGUCUACAACAUGCACAGCAGGAAGAUUCAGACAUUAAGCCGAUUCUGGAAUGGAUGAAGGCCAGUGCUCCUAAGCCCAAGUGGAGCGACGUCUCAGCAAUGAGUUCGACCACGAAAAGCUAUUGGGCUCAAUGGGACAGCUUACUGAUUCAGGAUGGAGUCCUGUGCCGUAAAUGGGAAAAUGGUCAGGGAAACAGUUGUUCAGGAGGCCACCUGGGAGUUAAACGAACUCUACUGAAGAUCCGAGAACGGAUUUACUGGGUCCACUGUCGUGACGAUGUCGAGGACUGGUGCCGCAAAUGUAAAAGUUGCGCGACUGUAAAGGGACCUCACAUUCGUAGUAGAGGCACAUUGAAAUUGUACAAUGUUGGUCCACCAUGGGAGAGGAUAGCCAUUGACGUUGCGGGGCCGUUUCCGGAAAGUGAAAGUGGUAACAAGUAUUUCAUAGUUGUGAUAGAUUACUUCACUAAGUGGCCAGAAGUCUUCGCCAUUCCAAAUCAAGAAGCUUCAACAGUUGCAGAUAAACUAGUUCAUGAAGUCUUCUGUCGUUUUGGAGUACCCUUAGAGAUUCACAGCGAUCAAGGAAGGAAUUUCGAGUCUCAAAUAUUCCAGGAAACUUGCAGAGUUAUGGGUACUCAUAAAACACGAACAACUUCUUACCACCCACAAUCUGAUGGAAUGGUAGAACGAUUUAAUCAGACAUUGGAAAGGUACCUGGCAAAAGUUGUGGAAAAACGGCAACGAGACUGGGACAGGCACAUACAACCGUUUUUGUUGUCAUAUCGAAGCGCUGUUCACGAAAGUAGAUCAUUGCCGCUAGCUUUCGCAAACUUUGGGAGAGAAUUGCGGCUGCCUGCAGACCUCAUCACCGGAAUACCACCUGAUGCCCCACGCAGUAUAACCGAUUAUGCAAAUGACUUGCGGAACAAAAUGAAUGACAUUUAUGAGCACGUCAGACAGACGGCCCAGCAAACGUCUGAGAAGAUGAAAAUACGGUAUGACCGCAAAAUGAACAACAAGGGGUUUGAUGAAGGUUCACUAGUGUGGUUACACAAUCCAGUUCGCAGCAAAGGGAAAUCUUUUAAGUUUCAAGCUAAAUGGGACGGACCGUACCGGAUUGAGACAAGGAUCAAUGACAACGUAACCUAUCGGAUACAGAAAGGUGCCAGAGGUACUCCUAAGAUUGUCCAUGUGGAUCGACUGGCGCGUUAUUAUGGGGCCUUUAAUGCUUGGGACGAGCAUGUCUUAGGAGGGGGUAGUGUUGCGCGCCACUAUUAA